Molecule: messenger RNA, 552 nt
Organism: Sporothrix schenckii 1099-18
Lineage: Eukaryota; Fungi; Ascomycota; Sordariomycetes; Ophiostomatales; Ophiostomataceae
Exons: 1
Coding region: 1-552 (183 amino acids)
Source: RefSeq, a predicted model, not a curated record
AUGCCCGACUACAUGAUGUUCUUGGAGCCCAACGGCGCGCCGCCCUCCGGAUCCUCCAUCCUGGCCAUUGAGUCGCGGGCCGACUACAUUAGUCAGUGCACCCUCAAGUGCGUGCGCGAGGGCUACCGCACCAUGGCCGUCAAGCACGACGCCCUCAAGUCGUUCAGUGGCUACAUUGGCUCGUACGUGCCGCGGACCGUCUACACCAGGCCGUGCACGUCGUGGUUCAAGCGCGGCACAUCCGAGGGCCGCGUCGUCGCUCUGUUUCCCGGCUCGGCGAAUGGCUACCGCAAGAUGCUGCAGCACCCGCGGUGGGAGGACUUUAACUUUACAACAACGGCCGACACAGCCGUGAAUCCCUUUGGCUGGAUGAGCGUCACCAUGACGUGCGGCGAGAUGGACGAAACCGACCCGACGCCGUACCUGCGAGACAUUAACUUUCCGCCGGUUGUGGAUGGGGCGGAGGACGGCAAAGGAUCGAGGGAAACAGACGUGGUUGCAGAAAAGGAGAAGGCGGCGGCCAAGGUGACGCCAGUGACCACUGCAGUCUAG